Vitrella brassicaformis is the source of this 1681-nucleotide messenger RNA. The record is from the annotation of a GenBank genome assembly. Lineage: Eukaryota; Vitrellaceae.
UCUCUGCUGUGCCCCUCCGCUCAGGCAAGAGAGAUACGAUGGAUGCAUGUGGCCACUGUGUCUCUCACUGACCAAUAUAGAAUGUAGGCAGCGAUUGUAGGGACCCCUCCCCUUCUCUCUACUCCACGUCUGGCUGUCCCAUCGCCCGCCUCGCCAGCCAGCCAGCCAGCCACAUAGACAGACAGAAAAUAGACGGACGUGCAGACGGACGAUUGAUAACAUGACUGACGCGGACAGACGGGCAUCCAAUCCAGACAGACAGACAGACGUGACACCAGCACCACACUCAUGACAUGACAUACACGAGCACGUCCAUCCACGCACACGGCCGCUGCUCCCUCCGGACCUUUUUUGGCUUUUUUUGUUUCUUCUUUUGUUUUGCCUUUUCUGCUUUUUUUUUGUUUUGGCUUUUGUCCGCCUCGAUGGCUGCUCUCUGGCUCUCCUCCUCCCUCCUCUUUGCCGGCCCUCUCUUGCCAUCGCCCCACCGCGACAACAGUGCUGCUAACUUAGGCAGACACGCACAUGUACUACGUCUCGGCUACGUCUCUUCCUCUUCUCCCCUCCCGCACUUCAGCAGCCCUUGCACAAACCCCGCCACUGCAUCCACGGCGCCGCGCAAUAUCGCUCUCGAGGCCGUCGAAACGUCUUGAAAGGCCCCCCUGACCUCGUAGAGGCCCUCUCCCUCGUCGCUAUCCUCCCACCAUUCCCAGUGCCCCGUCAGAGGCUUCUUGUGCCACCCCUCCUCGACCUUGCCGCCCGCCAGGUGGGGGACAUAGACGACCUUGGCGUGGCCGAACUUGUAAUCCAGCUGGUGGGCCGCCAGGUUGGGGCCGUACAUCAUCGGCACAGGAGGGAGUGUGGGCGGGGAUGAGGGUGGUAGCUGGUACAGCUGCGUGUGCUGUGCGUGGUGCAGGGGAUGGACCAGGUGGAAUGUUGCCGUCCUCGCGGCUGCGGCCGGCGGGUAUGGGAUGUGUGGUAGUGUGGGCGGUGUCUCCUCUCUGGCGGCGGCGCGCGGGGCAGCGGAUGCACCGCCUUCCGAGUCCUCACCUCUCACACACCCCCUCUGAAAGGCACACACCCACGCACACACACAAGAGUGACCGAGAUGCAUUGCUCUAGUUGGUGCUCCCAUCCGUGUUUGCCUACCGUCUGUCGUCCCUCUCUCCUCAGCAAUGCCCAUCUGCACGGGCACCUCGUCAACAGCAGCAGGUGCGGAGGGGCCGACCACGCCCUCCCCCUCGCUAGGCACAGACACAGGGGGCACCACCACCGACUCGAGGAGCUCGAGCGCGGCGAACAGGCUGUCCUCGAUCCACUCGAGCUUGGGCCGCUCGCCUUGCCGCUGCCGCUGCCCCUUCUCGGAUAUCUCGGCGAGGAUGUCGACCCACCUCUUGGUCCACUGCAGGCCCGGCUCGUCGAAGAGCUCCAGUAGGGGGCACAUGGGCUGCCCGAGGUGCAGGGGAUGUCAUAAAGGAGCUCCGCGCCUCCCCCCACUGCAUCGCCAGGAGCAGCUCCAUCCUCUCCUCUUCGUCUUCUGGCCCCGCCAUCUCCAUGGCGGUGUCUCUGAGUGCGCUGCCUCUGAUGGUGGCGAAGGUGAUCAUCCCGAGGCCGUACGACACACUCGGCUCGCCGAUCAGCACCUCCUCCUCCUUGCCCUCCCCCCGCAGCAGCCCAUCCUCAC